AUGGCUGCUGCAAGGGGCUGGAAGAUCAGCCCAUGCUCGACCUCUGCCAAGCUCGCUAACGGCGCAAUCGUCAAGCUCAGUGGCACUACCGAGGUCACAGUGCACCGUGAUGGUCGAGACUAUGAGCUACAAUUCUUUGUUCUCCCUGGAAGCGGUGCUUCCACGGGCGUGGACGCCUCCACGUGCAUCCUUGGUGUCCGGUCUAUGUGCGCAUUGAAGGUCUCUCUGUGUUUCGACGAGGUAUCGGGUUCGCGCCAGGUCAUCGUUCGUACCCCUGUGUCACAGGGCCUGUGA
Perkinsus marinus ATCC 50983 is the source of this 294-nucleotide messenger RNA. RefSeq lists its product as hypothetical. NCBI's taxonomy places the organism in Eukaryota, Perkinsozoa, Perkinsida, Perkinsidae. The transcript has a single exon. The record is from RefSeq and is a predicted model, not a curated record. The coding region runs from base 1 to 294 and encodes 97 amino acids.